AUGCUCCCCAACUACACCAUUCUUGUUAUGGUCAGUCUGCACUGGUUCAUAACCUAUAGACGCAAUGAUGGCAAUGUUGCCAUUGCAGAUGCUUCAAUAAUUCCAGUUGGAGAUCCUAAUAUAGCAGUGGGGAAAAUAUCCUCCCAGUCCAGCACUUUUGAAACAAAAGGAGAGUCCAGAAAGGGCGUAGACGGGUCUCUGGCACAUAACUAUGCUCAUGGCGAUUGCACCCUGACACAGAAGGAAUUUGAACCCUGGUGGAUGGUGGAUUUGAUUUCGGCAUUUCAGGUGUCUGCUGUGGUCGUCACCAACAGAGGAGACUGUUGUGAAUCGCGCAUAAAAGGAGCUGAGAUUCUGAUUGGGGAUUUGCCUGAGAAGGGAGGCACCAUGAAUCCCAGGUGUGCCACAAUCAGCAGCAUGGAUCUUGGAGAAACCGUGACCUUUAACUGUGCGGGAAUGCAAGGGCAAUAUGUGACCAUUACUAUCCCAGGGAGAAGGGAGUCCCUCUCCCUCUGUGAAGUGCAAGUGCUUGGACACCCGUGGCUUCACAUAGCUCUCAAUGUGGCCAUCCGAGGAAAUGCUUUACAAUCCAGCACUUUUAGCCCACUAGGAAUGGCUAGCAAUGCUAUUGAUGGGAUUACCACAGGUAAUUUUUUAGAUGGGUCAUGCACCCACACAGAACAAGAAACCCAUCCAUGGUGGAUAGUGGACUUGAAGUCAGAAUAUCAAGUAACUCGUGUAAGCAUCAGUAACCGGGAAGACUGCUGUGCGCAUCGGCUCAAUGGGGCUGAAAUCCGGAUUGGGAACUCUCCAGAGGCAGGGGGCACCAUGAAUCCCAGAUGUACUGUGAUCGAAUCCUUGGGUCUUGGGGAAACCCAGAGUUUUUACUGUGAAAAUAUGCAAGGAAAGUAUGUCACUGUUAACCAACCAAAUGGAGGAAUCCUCACACUUUGUGAAGUCCAAGUGUUUGGUGAGAAGGUAACUCCCACCGAACCCAAUGUUGCUCUUGAAGGAAAGGCAUUCCAAUCCAGCACCUACAAUGCAAUUGGAGAGCCUGAGAAUGCUGUUGAUGGAUCUUCAUCUGCUGACUAUUUGUUGGGGCACUGCACCCACACAGAGCUUGAAAUUAAUCCGUGGUGGACAGUGGACUUGGGAGCAGAGUUCCGAGUGCACAAAGUCAGUGUCCUCAAUCGAGGAGACUGCUGUGCAGAUCGGAUAAACGGGGCUGAAAUCCGAAUUGGGAACUCGCCGGAAAAAGGAGGAAUUACAAACCCAAGGUGUGCUAUAAUCCACUUUCUGGGUCUAGGAGAAACAGCCAUUUUUGACUGUGGAGAAGCACAGGGGCAGUAUGUAACUGUUACUAUCCCAGGCAUACAAUGUCUUACACUCUGUGAAGUCCAGGUGUUUGGAGUGAAGGCCUGUGUCUAUAAUGCAGCCCUUGAUGGAAAGGCGCUCCAGUCCAGCACCUACAACCAAUUAGGGGGCCCUGAAAAUGCCAUUGAUGACCUUGAAUCAGCUAACUAUUUACGUGGACAAUGCACACACACACAGCUAGAAGACAACCCAUGGUGGAUGGUGGACUUGAGGGCACAGUUUAAGGUGUCUAGUGUACGUGUCACUAACCGAGGAGACUGCUGUGCAGAACGCUUAGAGGGUGCUGAAAUCCGAAUUGGGAACUCAAAAGACCAAGGUGGCACCACAAAUCCCAGGUGUGCCACAAUCACCAUGAUGGGUGCUGGGGAAACACGUAAAUUUGAGUGUGAAGAAAUGACAGGACAGUAUGUGACACUCACCAUACCAGGCGAACAGAAAUAUCUCUCACUGUGUGAAGUCCAAGUGUUUGGUGUGAGGGCGCCUCCCCCCAUCCCCAACGUGGCCCUUGGAGGUACAGCAUCCCAGUCUAGCACCUUAAACAGACUUGGGCUUGCAGAGAAUGCCAUUGAUGGGUCUACAUCAGUUGACUUCAUGCGUAGAUCAUGCACGCACACAAAUUUAGACCGUAAUCCAUGGUGGACCGUGGACUUGAAGGCAGAGUUUAAUGUAUCCAGCGUAAGUCUCACCAAUCGAGAAGACUGUUGUGCUUGGCGGCUCAAUAGUGCUGAAAUCCGGAUCGGGAACUCUUUGGAGGAAGGAGGCUCUACAAAUCCCAGGUGUGCAACAGUCACCUCAGUGGGUGCUGGAGAAACCCAGAAUUAUGAGUGUGAAGGAAUGCGAGGAAAGUAUGUAACAAUUACCAUUCCUGGAGUGAGUUACCUCACACUAUGCGAAGUCCAAGUGUUUGGUGUGAAGGCUGAUAAUUCUGAGCAACACUCCCCUUAUUGCAACUGA
Molecule: messenger RNA, 2328 nt
Organism: Gekko japonicus
Lineage: Eukaryota; Metazoa; Chordata; Lepidosauria; Squamata; Gekkonidae
Exons: 13
Coding region: 1-2328 (775 amino acids)
Source: RefSeq, a predicted model, not a curated record